Messenger RNA from Prorocentrum cordatum, 2702 nucleotides. Lineage: Eukaryota; Dinophyceae; Prorocentrales; Prorocentraceae. The record is from the annotation of a GenBank genome assembly.
AGGAUCGGCAUGGGGGCCCUCGUCAUCUGCGUCAUCCUCUUCUUCAUCGGCGGCCUGCUCGGCACCACCGACCCCGAGACGGGCGGCUCCCCGUGGAUCUACAUGAUCCUGGUCUCCGUCACGCUGGCCGUCGCCGCGAUCCCCGAGGGCAUCCCCCUGUGCGUCACCAUCUCCCUGUCCAUCGGCUGAGAUGGCCCAGAAGCUGGUGAUGGUCCGCAAGAUCGCCGCUGUCGAGACGCUGGGCUCCGCGUCUGUCAUCUGCAGCGACAAGACGGGCACCCUGACGGAGGGCAAGAUGACGAUGACCAACAUGUGGUCGUGCGGCGUCGAGUAUGACAUCUCCGGCCAGGGGUUCAGCCCCGAGGAGGGGCACGUCUCGCGCGCAGGAGCAACUGGCGCCAACAGCAACAACGACAUGGGCGUGAAGAGCACCCUGCUCGCGGCGCUCCUGUGCUCUGACACAGAGCUGUUCUACGCCAUGGACGACAAGCUGGGGAGAGAGGCCUGGCAGUUCAAAGGGAACUCCUCGGAGGCACCCAUCGUCGUCGCUGCGCAGAAGGUCGGCUUCAAGCGGGAGGAGGUCGGUAAAGAGUACGCACGGCUCUUGACCAUUCCGUUCAGCUCCUCACGCAAGAUGAUGCUCACGGUGAGCGACGUCACGGGCAAAACGACCCUGAGCGCUGGAGGCAUGCGGCUUCCCCCGUCCACCACGAAGUUGGCUGUGGUGAAGGGAGCUCCGAACUGGGUGCUCGAGAGCUGCACUCAGCAGCUCACAGAAAGCGGCGUCAUGCCGUUGAGCGCGGCCGAGAGGACGAGCGUGAACAACCAGGUUGACAUCUACUCCGAGAAGGCUCUCCGUGUGUUAGCAGUGGCUGUGAAUCCCAUGGCCACCCCGUCCAUCGACCUGAUGAACGAGGAUGUCGCCAUGGACGAGAAGUUCGCAGCAUGCAAGAAGGAUCUCAUCCUCGUGGGUCUCGUUGCGUCGAUCGACCCGGACCGCAAGGGUGUUCCAGAAUCUGUCGUGAAAGCUCGAGGCGCUGGCAUCCGCGUUGUGAUGAUCACAGGGGACUACGUGAAGACCGCGAUCGCGAUCGCAAAGCGGGUGAACAUCAUCUCGCCGGAAGACGACAUCGAAGAGUGUGCGUGCGAUUGCAACAAGUUGCGCCCGAACGGCGGCUACAUCGGGGAGGCCGAGAUGGACGAUAUGACGAAGAGGGUGCGGUGCUUCGCGCGGGCGAAGCCCGAAGACAAGCUCAUGAUCGUGAAGUCGCUCCAGCGGCAGGGGUUCGUGAGCGCGAUGACCGGCGACGGCGUGAACGACGCGCCCGCGCUCAACGAGGCCAUGAUCGGCGUGGCCAUGGGCGAGGCGGGAACGGAAGUGGCCAAGGGCGCGGCCGAGAUGGUGCUGCAGGACGACAACUUCACGCGCAUCGUGGACGCGGUCGAGAAGGGCCGCGUCAUCUACGCGGGCAUCCAGAAGUUCGUGGCCUUCAUCAUGUCGGUGCACAUCGCGGAGGUCGUGCAGAUCUUCGUGUGCGUGGUGGCCCAGAUCCCGAUCAUGCGCACGCCGCUGCAGAUCCUCUUCCUCAUCCUGGUCACUGACCUUCCCCCUUCGAUCGCCCUCGGGAUGAUGGAGCCCGGCGAGGCGAACAUCCUGAAGCAGCCGCCGCGGCCGAGGGACGAGCCGAUCGUGCUCAACUGGAUGUGGGUCAGCAUGACGGUCAACGGCCUGCUCCUGUCGGUGGUGAUCAUCGCGGUCUACGUCUGGGCCCUGCUCGAGUACCCGGGCUUCGUCUUCCUCAAGGACUUCCCCAAGAACAACGACGAUUGCGACACCGUCGGCGCUGGCACGGAGCCGUGCGCGGAGUGGGAGAACGCGCAGACAUUAUUGAUGCACGCCCGCACCGUCGCCUUCAUCUCGUUGGUCUUCUCUGAGAAUGCCAGGGCCUACAUAUCCCGGUCCUUUGAUAAACCCGUGUGGGUGAACUUUUUGGGCAACAAAUGGAUGCAGAUUGCCGUGCUCAGUGCACUUGCCGCGUUGACCUUGGCUGUUAUCAUCCUCCCUCUGAUCACCGAGAAGAUCUUGGCUCUCAACGCGCUCGAGAUUGGCUGGAAGGGUUGGGGCAUUGCUCUCGUCGGGCCCGUUACGACGCUCAUCCUCUGCGAACUGUGGAAGAUCCCCACCGCGAUGAUGAAGAGAGCCUACGACGAGAAGGUCCGGAGCGAGCAGCUGCGCAUCGCGGGCGAGGAGACCGACAGCUCGUCGGACGACAGCUCCGGGUCCGACUCCGACGGCCUCUGAGGCGCCCGAGGUUGUGGUCUUGCCUCGUUGGCCGAGAGCAGCGGACGUUCCUCCUCCUCCUCCUCCUCCUCCUCCUCCUCCUCCUCCUCCUCCUAGAGCCGUGGCAGUGCUCCGCGUAAAUCGCGCAAAUCAGUUAAUCUGCCCUUGCAGCUGCGGGGCGGCGUGGCUUCGCCGACCCCCCGCCCGCCUCGGCCGCAGGCGUCACCGCCGGCGGGGGCGAGGAGGGGCGAGGGGGGAGUGCAGGCGCCCCCCCCUCGACCCUGCAGGGGCAAGGCGCGCCGUUGAAUCGUUUGUUUUGCCGAGCUCGGCGCCUGGUGCUGCCGAUGGCCGCUUGCAGCCUCUCGGUCACACGUGCGACAGGCAGCGAGGUGAUGGGGAGGGGGAGCUGGGCGUGCGGUCC